Molecule: messenger RNA, 1083 nt
Organism: Trichomycterus rosablanca
Lineage: Eukaryota; Metazoa; Chordata; Actinopteri; Siluriformes; Trichomycteridae
Gene: cxcr4a
Product: chemokine (C-X-C motif) receptor 4a
Exons: 2
Coding region: 1-1083 (360 amino acids)
Biological process (GO): cell chemotaxis; positive regulation of cytosolic calcium ion concentration; G protein-coupled receptor signaling pathway
Cellular component (GO): membrane; external side of plasma membrane
Molecular function (GO): C-C chemokine binding; C-C chemokine receptor activity
Source: RefSeq, a predicted model, not a curated record
AUGUCAUACUACGAACACAUUGUAUUUGAGGAUGACCCUCUUACUGAAAACUUCACUGAGUUUGGCUCAGGGGACUUUGGGGCAGAGAUGGAGGAGCCGUGCAACCGCGAGGUGAGCCAGGAUCUCCAACGGAUCUUCCUACCCACCGUGUACAGCCUGAUCUUCGUCCUGGGCUUCGUGGGGAACGGACUGGUUGUGGUGGUGAUGGGUUGCCAGAGAAAAUCACGCACCAUGACCGAUCGUUACCGACUGCACCUGUCUGUCGCUGAUCUGCUCUUCGUGUUGUCUCUACCCUUCUGGGCUGUAGAUGCUGCCAGCAGCUGGCACUUCGGCGGCUUUAUGUGCGUCGCUGUGCACAUGGUGUACACCGUGAACCUGUAUGGCAGCGUGCUAUUGCUCGCGUUUAUAAGCUUGGAUCGCUAUUUGGCAGUCGUCCGUGCCACAAGCAGCCAGGCAACCCGGCGCUUGCUGUCUGAACGGGUGGUUUAUGUGGGUGCAUGGCUUCCAGCUGCGCUCCUCACCGCUCCUGAUUUGGCCUUUGCGCGCGCUGAAGAUGUCGGAACGCGCGUCGUGUGCGAGCGCAUCUACCCGGCCGAGAGCGCGCUCGCUUGGAUGGCAGCCUUCAGAGCUCAGCACGUACUGGUAGGCUUCGUGCUGCCUGGUUUGGUCAUUCUGGUUUGCUACUGCGUGAUUAUUGUCACUCUGUCCCGCGGAUCCAAAGGAGCUCAGAAGAGGCGCGCUUUACGCACCACGGUGGCCCUGGUUGCCUGUUUCUUCGCAUGCUGGCUGCCCUACUGCGCCGGCAUUGUUGUCGAUACACUGGUUGAACUUGGCGUGAUUGCGCACAGUUGCACUCUUGAACGCAGGCUGGAAGCAUGGAUCUUCAUCACAGAGGCUCUUGCAUACUUCCACUGCUGUCUCAACCCGAUUUUGUAUGCUUUCCUGGGGGUGAAGUUUAAAAAAUCCGCUGCCAGGGCGCUUACCACUGGCCGUGGGUCCAGCCUUAAGAUCCUGCCCAAGAAGAAGGGUGGCAUGUCUUCAGUAUCUACAGAGUCUGAGUCAUCAAGUUUUCAUUCCAGUUAA